Molecule: messenger RNA, 624 nt
Organism: Laccaria bicolor S238N-H82
Lineage: Eukaryota; Fungi; Basidiomycota; Agaricomycetes; Agaricales; Hydnangiaceae
Exons: 2
Coding region: 1-624 (207 amino acids)
Source: RefSeq, a predicted model, not a curated record
AUGUCGUCGACAGCACUAUCCGGUUCUCAGCGUGAGCCAGGCAUGCUCAAUGAUUCACAUUUCUACGACAUCAACGGUGGAAGCUUCUACAACACUGCCGGCGAUGCUCACAUCUACAACGCGAUAAAGUCUUCCUCAAAUAACUCGGGGAUUUUUACGAAUUUGUCCCAACUUGUCGUUCAAAGGAGCGCUUUCCACAGCCCAGAUGUCACCCGGUCACUAGGCAGAAAAUUCUGCAAAAAGAUUCUUCAACUGGGCCGAAAGCGAUUCGGCGGAGAGGAUACUCUGGCUUUCUGGCGUACCUGGCGCUGGCAAGUCGGCGAUUGCGCAGACCAUUGCAAAGCGCUGCAAGUAAAACACCACGGUAUGCUGCGAGCAGAAGGUCCGCCUCGCUGCCACUUUUUUCCCCUUUGCAGCAGCUCCGAACGAAGCACAAACGCACGUCUCGUCGCCACGCUUGCCUAUGAGUUCACUCUUUUCGUUCCCGGUGAAAAAGAAUUCACUACAAGGACGAACUUGGAUGACCCUGCUAUCGUCCCCUUGCACUCGCUGCCCGGGGGUGGAUUUCGAUGUAGCACCUCCAGAUCAUCAUUGACGUACUGGAUGAAUGCGUCGAUGAGAUAG